This is a messenger RNA of Aspergillus pseudonomiae, 1127 nucleotides long. Its product is annotated as protein kinase family protein. The coding region runs from base 11 to 829 and encodes 272 amino acids. The transcript is spliced from 2 exons. The record is from RefSeq and is a predicted model, not a curated record. Gene Ontology annotation, molecular function: ATP binding; protein kinase activity. Gene Ontology annotation, biological process: protein phosphorylation. NCBI's taxonomy places the organism in Eukaryota, Fungi, Ascomycota, Eurotiomycetes, Eurotiales, Aspergillaceae.
CGCCCAUCGAAUGACCUUCCAGAUUGAAGAAGACCCGGGGAGAAUUAUAUACCCGGUUCUUGACCAAGUUCACGAUCUACCUAUCUUUGAGGUUAGUUAUCUAGAAGACGAAGAGGCCAUCGCCCCAACCGUCUCCAGGGUCCGUUUCAAGCAGAAUCGGUUUGCAUAUAAAAAGAUCGACCGCCCUAUCUAUAUACCAGAAGACACACAUUAUAUCAUGAACGAGAUUACCGCCCUCGCACAAUUUCGCGGACAGCCAAACAUUGCACAACUAAUCGGCCUUGUAAUAUCUGAUAAUCCUUACAAGACUCAUCGAUCAACAAUCUCCUCGCCGGUUAUCACAGGAUUCCUCCUUGAAUACUAUCCUGUAGGCUCUCUUGAGCAAGUUCUAUCGGAGAAUAAAGACCUAGAUGAUUUAUUGCUAAGUCGAUGGGCAAUACAGACUGGGAGGGCAUUGGAAAUAUUGCACACACAGCAACGGACUCAUCUUGACAUCAAACCAUCGAAUGUCGUUCUUGACGCGAAUAAGAAUGCUAUCCUUAUCGAUAUCAGUGGAACUGGUGGGUAUGAAUGGGAAUGGCUCUCGCCAGAGAUGCAAAAGAUCAUUCAAAGAAGCAUUGAAACGGUUCCCGCUAGCACGUCAUUCGACACACGCGUCGCUACAGACUGUUGGGCUUAUGGAAAGCUACUUUUGACUAUGGCCAGGAAAAUGGGCACCAGUAGAUUUGGCGAAAAGUUACAAUCUAUUGGCGAUGACCUGACAAACACGGAUCCCAAAGCUCGCAUUUCACUAAGCGACGCUCUCGAAAGGAUAUGGGGUCAGGAGUAAGAAUAAUGGCGAGUUGUUCUCCUCAGAUCUGUAAUAUAUACAUGGAAGAUACGUCUUUGGUUGUCAAGCUAGUAUGGAUUGUUUCAGUACAUCAAGAACCCUGAGAGUCUAGAAGAAUCGACGUUUCUUACCUCGUCUCAUAUGCCUCGUUAAAUGCAUCUAUUCUAGUCAAGGGAAGUCGUCGCCGGCCAGGGAAGUGAGACAAAUACAUCCUGAGAGACCCCGGCGACUGUUUCAGCUCACCCUAGGUGUGGAAGAUUCAGGCUACCGCAGUGAGUUUGCAUUAGCAUUACGUGCU